CCUCUCUCUCUCUCUCUGGCGUCUAGCAGCAGCAGCAGCAGCAGCAGCUUCCCCCCUGACACUGAGACGGCUGGCCUUUCCGGUGUUGCAGCUCCGUACAUGACCCACUCUUGGAACAACCUCCCGGGCAAAUGGAUGAGAAGCAGUGGACCACGCUUAGCCCUGAUGAGUUCCUUCAGCUUCACCAGUACAUUGAGUAUUCGUCAAAGAAAGUGAAGGAUGUUCUCAGUGAGUUUGCUGGGAACGGACGACUCUCCAAGUACAGCACGGAACAGCAUAUUGAUUUUGAAGGCUUUCGAACACUGAUGACCAUCUACCUGGAUGUGGACGACAUUCCCAGUCAAUUCUGUCGGCAUCUCUUUCGCUCCUUUCAGACGAAGCCAUGUGAGAAAGAUGUUCAAAUCCCCGAUACAAUCGAUCCCACUGGGCCAGAUGUUGUCUUUGUGAAGGAUGUCGUGUGUUACUUAUCCUUCCUGGAGGGAGGCCAGCCUGAAGAUAAGCUCAAAUUUACCUUCAAACUGUAUGACACUGACGCCAAUGGACUGCUGGAUAGCUCGGAAGUCGAUCGGAUUAUUGCCCAGAUGAUGCAUGUGGCGAAGUAUUUGGACUGGGAUGUGACUGAACUCAAACCUAUUCUCCAAGAGAUGAUGAAUGAGAUUGACUAUGAUGGGAAUGGGACCGUUUCAUUGGACGAGUGGAUCAAAGGCGGGAUGACAACAGCUCCCUUAUUGGUCCUUCUCGGACUGGAAGCUAGCCUGAAGGAUGAUGGGCAGCACAUUUGGAGACUGAAGCACUUUAACAGGCCGGUGUACUGUAACCUGUGUGAGAGCAUGUUGCUGGGGAUCCGAAAACAAGGCCUAAGUUGUACCUUUUGCAAGUACACAGUCCACGAACGAUGUGCCUCCAAAGCUCCUUCCUGCUGUAUCCGAACGUAUGCAAAAUCCAUCAAGGACACCAACGUCAUGAAACACAUGUGGGUUGAAGGCAACUGUAACAUCACCUGUGGGAGCUGCCAAAAAACCAUAAAGAGCUUUCAACGGCUGACUGGUCUUCACUGUGUCUGGUGUCACAACACGCUCCAUAAUGAAUGUGCACUGAAAGGGAAGGAUGACUGUGACUGUGGCUCGUUGCGGGAUCACGUGCUCCCUCCCUCUGCGAUAUAUCCCGUCGUCCUGGACAGGCAGAACAGUCUGAAGAAAAAGGACGAUGAUGUCUCAGCCAUCGACACAGAGCAGCCCAUCACCACCGUGGAUGGCAAGGUCUUGCAGAUUAUCCCAGUGCCUCAGACUCACCCACUGCUGGUCUUUGUCAACCCGAAAAGUGGAGGGAAACAAGGCGAGAGGGUCUUACAGAAGUUCCAGUACCUUCUCAACCCAAGACAAGUCUUCAACCUGGCGAAGGAUGGCCCGAAACCAGGACUGAAAUUCUUUCACGGUGUGCCGAAUAUUCGGGUCUUGGUGUGUGGAGGCGAUGGCACUGUAGGAUGGAUACUUGACUCCAUUGAUAAAAUGCACUUUGCUGUGAAGCCACCUGUCGCCAUUCUGCCGCUGGGCACCGGGAAUGACUUGGCACGGUGUCUACGAUGGGGCGGAGGGUACGAAGGGGAGAAGUUAACAAAGAUCCUGAAGGACAUCGAGGGGAGCUCACAGAUGCUGCUCGAUCGCUGGAGCUUCGAGGUGACUGAAUCGGUCCCUGAGAAGGGAGAUCCUGUCCCUUACAACAUCAUCAAUAACUACUUCUCAAUCGGUGUGGAUGCAUCAAUCGCUCACCGGUUCCACGUAAUGAGAGAGAAGUAUCCGGAAAAAUUCAACAGCAGGUGA
This is a messenger RNA of Hemiscyllium ocellatum (epaulette shark), 1820 nucleotides long. Its product is annotated as diacylglycerol kinase beta-like. The record is from RefSeq and is a predicted model, not a curated record. The transcript is spliced from 19 exons. Lineage: Eukaryota; Metazoa; Chordata; Chondrichthyes; Orectolobiformes; Hemiscylliidae. Gene Ontology annotation, molecular function: calcium ion binding; ATP-dependent diacylglycerol kinase activity. Gene Ontology annotation, biological process: intracellular signal transduction; lipid phosphorylation; diacylglycerol metabolic process. The coding region runs from base 132 to 1820 and encodes 562 amino acids. Gene Ontology annotation, cellular component: plasma membrane.